Paramuricea clavata is the source of this 1609-nucleotide messenger RNA. NCBI's taxonomy places the organism in Eukaryota, Metazoa, Cnidaria, Anthozoa, Malacalcyonacea, Plexauridae. The record is from the annotation of a GenBank genome assembly.
AUGACCUAUCAACCUAACAAUCUCGUAUUAAAUAACAAAACUGAUGAGUUUAACGUCCGCCCUGUAUCAUCUUAUGAAAUACGUAAGAUCGUGAAUUCAUUUCCAUCAUAUAAGGCACCAGGCGUGGACAAAGUUUCUGUCUCUGUUAUAAAGGAUGCUCUACCUAUAGUUCUUCCAACCCCAACCGAGAUUGUAAACCGUUCCUUAUUAACUGCGGCGUUUCCAUUAGCUUGGAAGAAAUCGGUGGCUAUAAAGGAGGGAGAUUACGAAAUACCUAACAAUAACCGUCCCGUGUCCCUGCUUACUGUGGCCUCUAAGAUCUGUGAACGGGCUGCACUCAAUCAAUUGAUGGAAUAUAUGUCUCAGAAAGGGUGUCUCACCGAACAUCAAAGUGGAAACAAAAAGAUGCAUUCAACAGACACUCUUAAUAUACUUGUUUCGGAUAUGAUUCUUGAUGCCAUGAACAGGAACGAAUUGACUGCAGUUGUGUUAUUAGACUUGUCGAAAGCGUUCGAUAGCAUUGAACAUUCGUUGCUAUUCAAAAAAACUGCAUUCGAUGGGCGUGUCUAGGAAAGCUGUGGAUUGGUUUAAGAGUUACCUCUCAGACAGAACUCAGUCUGUGAGGAUUGGUCAUAUACUGUUAGAAGCUCGUGCGAUAACACACGGUGUGCCUCAAGGGUCAAUACUUGGUCCAGCGUUGUUUAGUAUUUAUAUAAACGAUCUUCCAACUACUCACAUUGUAGGUCCUUUAGAAUCGUAUGUAGAUGACUCUAAGAUUUACUUGUCAUUCUCAUACACAGACACUAAUGUUGCUGAGAUUCAGCUUACAGACGAUCUAAGGAGAAUCGCUGCCUGGUGUUGCUCAAAUAGCCUACUUGCCAAUCCCGAAAAGACUAAACUUGUUCUGUUUGGUACAACACAAAUGCUCAAUCAUGCGCAAGACUUUCGAAUGACUUUCCUUGAAAAGGAACUACGACCGGUAUCUUCAGCCCGAGAUUUAGGAAUGGAAUUUGAUGAAUGCCUGAGCUAUGAUGAGCAUAUUACCCACGUGGUCUCAAAAUGUACAAAGUCUCUUUGCCAGAUUAAUCGAGUUGAACAUAUUUUAGACAGCCGCACCUUGAUUGUGAUCAUAAACGCCUUGGUCUUCAGCAAACUUUAUUAUUGUUCAUCUGUGUGGGCAAAUACGUCUAAGAAAAAUAUUGCCAAACUACAAACUGUGCAGAAUUUUGCUGCACGAAUUGUCACAGGCACGAGGAAGUAUGACCAUAUUACACCCGUACUACAACAACUAAACUGGCUACCUGUUUCUUAUAUGCUGCAAUAUAAAGAUACUGUUAUGGUUUAUAAGUGUCUUAAAGGAUUAGCACCACCAUACCUUGCAAGAAGAUUCACAUCUAGAUCCCAGACACAUGGUCGGGCGACAAGUCAAAUGGAUGAGUUGGAUAUCCCACUUUAUCGGACAGCUGCUGGUCAGCGCUCUUUUUUAUAUACAGCAACCAAAUUAUGGAAUGAUUUAGACAAUAACAUUAAAGAUAGUUCAAGUAUUGGAGUUUUUAAAAAACUAGUAAGAGAGAUACUGCAUAAAGAGUGCUGGAACAACUCAAAAUAA